Dentiscutata erythropus is the source of this 512-nucleotide messenger RNA. The record is from the annotation of a GenBank genome assembly. Lineage: Eukaryota; Fungi; Glomeromycota; Glomeromycetes; Diversisporales; Gigasporaceae.
GAAUUUCCUUCAAAACUCAGCUUCUCUACGCAGUGGUUUUUAUCACUCGAUAUCUUGAUCUUCCUAACUGGAUUUCGUUGUAUAACACUUUGAUGAAAGUCUUCUUCAUUACCACAUCGGUUUAUAUUUUGUACUUGAUGAAACUCAAAUUUAAAGCCACAUAUGAUCCUAAUCAGGACACUUUUAGAAUAGAAUUUUUACUGGGAGCAUGUUUAUUGUUAGCACUAGUAUUCAAUUAUACUUUUACAUUUAUUGAGGUUCUCUGGACCUUUUCGAUCUAUCUUGAAGCGGUUGCAAUUCUUCCGCAGCUUUUUAUGUUAUCUCGCACAGGAGAAGCAGAGACUAUUACAACACACUAUUUGUUUGCGUUAGGCGCAUAUCGUGCCCUCUAUUUAUUGAAUUGGAUUUGGAGGUUUUACACUGAAAAUCACGUGGACUGGAUUGUAUGGAUUGCUGGUGCAAUUCAGACUGCGUUAUAUAGCGAUUUCUUUUACAUUUAUUACAAAAAGUAG